This is a messenger RNA of Pseudonaja textilis, 1776 nucleotides long. NCBI's taxonomy places the organism in Eukaryota, Metazoa, Chordata, Lepidosauria, Squamata, Elapidae. The record is from RefSeq and is a predicted model, not a curated record.
AUUGACGCCUCAGGCAUUCACCCCCUAGUGUCCAAGGUCAAGGCAAUUCAUGAGGCACCCACACCAACCACUAAAGCCGAGCUACAAGCCUUUUUGGGAUUAUUGAACUUUUAUGCAUCAUUUCUACCUCACAAAGCAUCAGUAGCAGAGCCUUUACACAGGCUCUUAGAUAAAAAAGCACCUUGGCACUGGGGACACAAGGAAGACACCGCUUUUCGCGCAGUCAAAUCACUGCUCACAUCUGACGCGGUCCUUAUUCAAUUUGACCCACACCUCCCACUGGUACUAGCCGCGGAUGCAUCCCCUUUUGGGAUUGGCGCCGUAUUAAGCCAUAGACUACCCAACGGCUCCGAGGCACCAAUUGCCUUCUUUUCUAGAACGCUCUCAGCAACAGAGCGUAACUAUAGUCAGAUCGACAAGGAGGCUUUAGCCGCAGUGGCCGCGGUUAAGAAAUUUCAUGAAUUCCUGUUUGGCCACAACUUUGAGCUAAUCACGGACCACAAGCCUCUCCUGGGUCUUCUUUCCGGAGACAAGCAGACUCCCCAAGUGUUGUCUCCCAGAAUGACGAGGUGGACCUUGUUCCUGGCGGCUUAUUCAUACAAGCUCAUCCACCACCCAGGAAAAACGCUAAGCCACGCAGACGCCCUCAGCCGCUGCCCCCUGCCAGCUCCAGCAGAAGACCCAGCCCCGGUCCAUGCCAUCUUCGAUGUCACCGAGCUCGACCUUCCUGUCACCGCCCUCGACAUCGCCACCAAAUCCAAGACGGACAAAACCAUCGCCCAGGUACUGGACUGGGUGAGGAGGGGGUGGCCGGGCUCUAACCUCUCAGCCGAAUUCACACCUUUUAAGACCCGUCAACAGGAGCUGUCUAGCAUACAGGGCUGCCUGUUGUGGGGCACCCGGGUUGUUAUUCCGGCCUCACUUCGCACACCAGUCUUAGAGGCACUACACAAGGGCCACCCGGGCAUCGUCCGGAUGAAGGCGUUGGCACGGAGCUACGUCUGGUGGCCUGGUUUGGACGACGACAUCGUCAAGUGGGUAAGCUCAUGCCAACCCUGCCAGGAAUCCAGACCAUCCCCUCCAGUCACCACCCCCACGAAGUGGGAGAGCGCCAACGUGCCUUGGUCAAGGCUACACAUUGACUUAGCGGGUCCAAUACACGGCAAAACCUUCUUGGUGGUCGUUGAUUCAUACUCUAAAUGGAUCGAUGUGGCCCAACUAUCCACGACCACCACGCUAGCAGUUACCAAGGCUCUAACUCGCCUAUUCGUAACACACGGGCUACCUGAUACCAUAGUUUCGGAUAACGGCCCCCAGUUUGCCUCAACAGAAUUUAGCCGUUUUGCCACAAAUCUUGGUAUCCGACAUAUCUUCACGGCUCCCUUCCAUCCUGCCAGCAACGGACUGGCGGAGAGAGCCGUUAGAUCCACAAAAGAAGCGUUAGCCAGAUUCAGCAAAGAAGAUUGGCAUCACAGACUCUCCCGUUUCUUGCUAAGCCAACACUCGACCCCUUGCAUGGUCAACAACAAGUCCCCUGCUGAACUGCUGAUGGGUAGACGCCUAAGAACUGUGUUGGACAGGCUCCACCCUCACUAUUGCCCUGACACCCCUCUCGCUUCAAUGACGGGGGUCAGAGAUUUUGUCUUGCAGGAACAUGUAUUUGCAAGGAACUAUGCCGGAGACCCGCUGUGGAUUCCAGGAGUGAUAGUAGCCAUCACCGGUCCCCGGUCAUACCAAGUACAGCUGGAAGACGGCCGCAUCUGGAGAAGACACCUG